AUAUUCAAUGGGUAGACAGCUCUUGAAAAGCCGUUUGUGCUUCCUCACGUAUUUGCGCGGUAUAAUAUACAAUUAUUGUCCAUAAAUCAUUUUGAACACAUCAAACGUAAUUUAAUUUUGUAUCUGAACAAUACUCAGUCAAGCGGAUAUAAAAGAUUUUAAUAGCUCCGGGAAUGACUUGUUGUUUAAAAAUUAUGUCGUUAACGAAGGUUGUGUUUUGAGAAAGAAUUAAUAUAUGGCAGUUAAAGAUUUUGCAAGCUGUUUCAAAAGUGGUUUAUUUUCAAAAUGUACAAAUAUUUCCCGCUACUUUUUUAUGUAACCACUGUGCUAUGUUUGAAACGCUGUCAAGAACAAAGUCGACUUUAUUUUCUGAUCGAUUCAACUAACACCACAACCUCCCGCGACUUUGGUGUUCAAAUUGAUAUUGUACGUUACAUUUUAAACGAAUACAAGUCGUUCAAGUUAACAUUAAGUGUACAGGUAUAUCAUAAUGACCAGUGUUUAAAUAAUACGGACUUUCCUUCCUUGGGCUUUCAUGAUUUGUCUGACCCUAAAGUGAUUAAGAGGAGGUUGAAUUCAUUACAACAUGUUAGCACUAACUACACGUUCGAUAAACAAUGUGCUUUACAAAUGCUCCCGAACAGUCUAAUCUUUGAUUCAAAUGAAAACAGGUACAGUAUUAUAUUAGCGAAAUAUGAAUCAUUAAAAAAUAUAAUUGAUCAGAAAGAACACGUUAAAUUCAGACAAGGUGGGAGUUAUAUUCUAGCGCUUAUGUAUAAUUCUACUAAAAACGAGAAAGGUGUAUUUGCACGGAGAGUACCCAACAUUGCAGAUAUGAUACCAGCCAUAAUGAAAUAUGCUUGUCCUUCCUACGCCCCAGCCUCCACAAGUUACGAAAAAAUCGCACCGACGUCAACGAGGUAUGAAAAAAUUGUAUCACGGUCGACGGCCUCUGGUAAAAUCGCACCGACGUCGGCGACGUAUAAAAAAAUUAUAUCACGGUCGACGGCGUAUAAAAAAACUGCAUCAGCGUCCACCAUGUUUAGGAAAGUCGCACUAUUGUCGACGACGUUGGAAAAAAUUGCACCGACAUCUACGUCGCUUGAAAACUUUGCACCGACAUUGACGACGCAUAAAAAGAUUAUUGUAAGUGGUCCUUCGUCUAAAAAUCAAAUAUCAACUACUUCGAUACUACGCUCUGUCCUACUGCACGGAACUGUAUCAAGAAAAGUUAAAUCAGAUUUUACGGAAGUAUGUUCGACACCGUCUCUUUCUCAUUUACCUUCCAACGUAGACGUAAAAUCCAGUGUGCCGUUAGAAAGUAUAGUUUACAAGAGCGACGUAGUAACGAAGUCUCGUAAUAAAGAAACGUUUUCUACUACCACGCCUAUAGAAUUACAAUCGCAAAAAUACAACACAUUGUUUUCGUCAGGAGUCAGUAGCUUUUCAGCAUCCAGGUAUGUCGCAACAUCAAAAGUAUACUCUGAACGCUCCCUCUCCUCCCUCUUAACAUCUGUGGAAUAUACGUCUUCAACUAUAAAGGUUAUUCCGACAAAAUCGUCAUAUAUGCUGCAAGCACCUUCAACAUCGAUCAAACAUAAGUCCAACUACGCUAAAGUUGACUGUGAGUCGUCCAAGAUAUCGCCAACAAUGUCAACGUUAAAACAAUAUUUUGACUCAUCUUCCUAUAGAACGUCACUUUCAACGCCUUUUUUCUUGCCGUCGUCGUAUAUCAAGACGUCACUUCCUGCGACUUCGAACAAACAUUCUGUUAGUUCUGAUAAAAAGACUCUAAUAAUGACCCAAUCCACAACGUUAAUUUCGCCAUCGCUGGUGCAAUAUAAUACCACCAUUAGAGAGAUACAAAGCACUUUAGGUUCAUCCUUUAUGUCGUCAUCAAACGUUGUCUUUAAAACCGUUUUCCGCCAAUGUACAACUGUAAACAAAGCAGAAAAAUCGUCAAUCAUUACUUUACCGUCUAUAACUGGUACUUUACCAGUUUAUUUCAGCACCCUGUCACGAGUUAGCCCGUCUGUUUUAUAUCCAACUGAUGUCAUAUCUUUCACGAAUAAAGCAGGGGCCAGUGCAAUGAGGCGAAGCAACAACAGAGUCGAAACAACAAUGCUAAAAGAAACUGUAUCCAGAUUACUGACAAGAUCAAGUAUGUUUCCGACACAACAAGUCGUCCCCUCUUCAUCAAACAAACUAGCCUACUCAUCAAAAGCUGUCGUUUUACCCGCGUGGAAGAGAUUAUCAAAGGAAAUCGAUGACUUUAUUCAACAGAAUCUUACAGAUAGUCAGUUGAAGAGCGAAGAAUGGACAAAGGAAUUUAUUAAUCAAUCUUCAAAGUUUUUCGACAACAUUAGUUUUAUAAAAGAGUAUAGAACUAUCAAACAAAUAUCAGUGAAUUUGGUUGAAUACAUCGAAGAAGUGUUCUUAAAAGUUGGAAAGCAUCUUCCUUCUGGUGGAAUUAUAAAACGCACGGAGGAGAAUCUAGAUGUCGAAAUCAGUGCAAUUGAUACGAAACGAUUUAAUGGCUACAGUUUUGAAAAUGGGCAAGGAAAGAAUGAAAUAGUCUUACCAAAAACCAUAUUUCAAAAUUUUUCUUCAGACAAAGCUGUUAUAGUAGGGAUGAUAUUUCGAACGCCAAGAUCUUUCGAAUCAUUCGAUGAUCACUUCGAGCCAGCUGAAGAUAUAAUAUCAUUGUCAGUGGAACCUUCUGUUGAAUAUAAUUUGGUUGAAAACCCCCUCUCCUAUCAGCUACAGGUUAAAGAGAACAACUUUUCUGGGUAUAAAUGCGUGUUUUGGAAUAACAGCGAUUGGGAUGAGUACGGUUGCAGAGUUUCUCAUGUCAAUGGAACAUCAGUCACGUGCAAUUGCAAUCCAUGACUUCAUUUUCUGUCUUAAUGCAAGUGAAAGGAUUUGAGAUUCCUUCUAAACAUCAGUUCAUUCUCAGCCUUAUCACUUAUAUUGGUUGUGGAGCAUCAAUCACAGCUUGUAUGGCUUUGAUACUUUCGUACAUGAUGUGCGG
Hydractinia symbiolongicarpus is the source of this 3031-nucleotide messenger RNA. Its product is annotated as mucin-5AC-like. The record is from RefSeq and is a predicted model, not a curated record. The coding region runs from base 286 to 2889 and encodes 867 amino acids. NCBI's taxonomy places the organism in Eukaryota, Metazoa, Cnidaria, Hydrozoa, Anthoathecata, Hydractiniidae. The transcript has 12 exons.